GAGAGUGAAAGCGCACACUCAGCGGCACUCCGCACUCCGACUGCAAUAACGGAACUUGUCUCACGUCCACCGACAUGGGAGCUGCACAAAGCGAACAAGGGCACUCGACGAAGGCCGAACUGGUGGCGAAGAUAAAGACCCGGUUGGCGUCAGUGGACCCGGUCAAGGCGAAGGAGGUCGGUGGUGUGUUCCUCUUCAACGUAAUUAAAGGCACCACCGUUUAUUCUUGGACCCUUGACCUCAACAAAGUCCAAGUUUACGAAGGGGAGCCCGAAGAAGACCCGGACACCACCUUCACGCUCAACGAACACUACUUCAAACAACUGGUCCAAGGCAGAGAGGAUCCCAGGGUCAUCAUGCAGGCUGGCAGAUGUUCAGUCACCGGAGACAUCAUGAGGGCAAUGAAAUUAGAACCUUACAUUAAGUUGGAUUAGAGUUUAGUUUUAUGUUAUUUAUUAGUUUGUGGUGUUUAGAUAUGGAUAAAAGAUGGCGUUGUUAUAAAAAUAUGUGUAACAUAUCAUCGAUGAUAUUUAGAUUUAAGUAGAUAAUUGUAGCUUUAAUUAAUUAUAUUUUAAUUACAUUUU
Molecule: messenger RNA, 584 nt
Organism: Manduca sexta (tobacco hornworm)
Lineage: Eukaryota; Metazoa; Arthropoda; Insecta; Lepidoptera; Sphingidae
Product: peroxisomal multifunctional enzyme type 2
Exons: 3
Coding region: 75-434 (119 amino acids)
Cellular component (GO): cytosol
Source: RefSeq, a predicted model, not a curated record